AGCUCCGCCGCUGGAUCUCAGCCUGGGAGUAUCUCUGAGGACGCGAACAGAACUUCUCUUGGACUUCAGCUUAACUUCGGUGGAUUUAUUUUUUCACCUUCACACACCGGGGAUGGUUGUUGUGGUUUUUUCGUGGUGUUUUUCUCACUGGGAAUAACGCAGCGCAGGAGAAAUGAAAGUGACGGUGUGUUUCGGGAGGACCCGGGUGGUCGUUCCGUGUCGAGAUGGGAAUUUAAAAGUGCAGGACCUGAUCGAGCAGGCGGCCAUGAGGUACAGGAAGGCGAUCGCAAAGGACCCCGGUUAUUGGGUUCAAGUGCACAGGUUGGAACAUGGAGAUGGAGGGAUACUGGACCUGGAUGACAUGCUGUGUGAUGUGGUGGAUGACAAAGACAGGCUGGUUGCAGUCUAUGAAGAGCAGGAUCCUCACAAUGGAGGAGAUGGUACGAGUGCCAGCUCAGGUACUCAGAGCCCUGAACCCUUCAGCAGUGACGUGAGUUCGGCAUCGGCCUUCCAGCCCUACCAGGCCAACAGUGAGAUCGAGGUCACCCCAUCUGCUCUACGAUCCAACAUGCCUCUCAGUGUCCGUCGCAGCAGUGACCCCUCCCUGGCCGGCCUUCCUCUGGGUGAAGUUGCGGUCAUUCCAGAGGAACCGUCCAGAAAGAACCCAGCGCGCUGGUCUACGACUGCCGGCUUUCAAAAGUACAACCACAAAGCAAACACAAACGCCACCACCAGCAGCCUGGAAAGAAAGGCAAGAGGAGCCCACGCCUACAGGAGCCUUCCUAGGGAUGCGAGUGGCUGGUCCACGCAAUUCCAGAGAGAGAUGACCCGGUCUUCGCUGAGCGCCAACCAUCCAAUGGUGGAUCGAUGGCUUGACAGACAGGACCAGGAGGAGGAGGAAGAAGAGGAGCGGCGGAGACACGAAAGAAGGAUUGAACGGAUAGAGCCAGUAGGGAGGGCCGAUUCUUCGUUGGAGCAUUCUCCCAUCUUAAGCCUAGAAGGCAUGCUCAAGCCGGUUGAGGUGUCCAAUGAAGGAGGGCCCCUGGGGAUCCAUGUGGUGCCUUUCAGUUCGCAGGAUAUAAGGACGCAGGGCUUGCUUGUGAAGCGUCUGGAGCGUGGGGGCAAAGCAGAGCAGGAGCGUCUCUUCCAGGAGAACGACUGUAUCGUCAGAAUCAAUCAGGGUGACAUUCGUAACCUGCGCUUUGAACAAGCACAGAACAUUUUCAGGCAAGCCAUGCGAGGCCGGCUCAUCCUCUUCCACGUGGUUCCAGCAUCCGUGAAGAGGCAGUACGAGCUGCUGGCCCAGGGCGAGCUCAGCCCGCCGCAGUCCAACAGAGUCCGCUUCAGCGCAGAUUCUCAGCAGGCGGGCGACAGGACCAGCAUGGCUGGGUCACGGAUGUCCAGAUCUGGACCACAACCAGGCCUAAACCAUAACCACCAGGGACCUCUCGCAGGAAGCACCCCAGAGCCAAACCGACGCUUCACCAUGUUACCCCACACCACGAUCACCAGGACUGCAUCAGCCCCCUCCCCCUCCCUGCAGCGCAGGGUCAGUGCGAACCCGUCCAACAGCUCUUAUGUGAAGAGCAAAGGCCGCAGGUUCAACAUCCAGCUGAAGAAAGGUCCGGAAGGUUUGGGGUUCAGCAUUACAUCCAGAGACGUCCCCAUUGGUGGCAGUGCUCCCAUCUAUGUCAAAAACAUCCUUCCUCGAGGGGCCGCCAUCCAAGAUGGCCGAUUAAAAGCUGGAGAUCGACUGCUUGAGGUUAGUGGAGUGGAUCUGAACGGUAAGAGCCAGGAGGAGGUGGUGGCCCUGCUCAGAGCAACACCCAUGGGUGGGACUGUGAACCUGUUGGUGAUUCGGCAAGAGGACUCACUGCUUCCAAGAGAGGUGCAGCCAGAGGAGGAUGACUUGGUGUUGACUCCUGACGGUACACAGGAGUUUAUGACCUUUGAGAUCCCUCUGAAUGACUCAGGCUCAGCCGGCCUGGGCGUCAGCGUCAAGGGGAACCGCUCCAAGGAGAACCACGCCGACCUGGGCAUCUUUGUGAAAUCUAUCAUCAAUGGAGGAGCUGCUAGCAAGGAUGGACGACUACGAGUCAACGACCAGCUUAUCGCAGUCAACGGGGAGUCUUUGCAUGGGAUGACAAACCAGGACGCCAUGGAAACACUGCGAAAAUCCAUGUCUGUAGAGGGCAACAAGCGAGGGAUGAUUCAGCUUAUCAUUGCCCGGCGGGUGUCUAAAAACAACGAGGAGGCCCCUAGCAGCCCUCCAGUUUCAGAGCAUUCAGCAAACUCUCUACUGGACAACCAUGAGCGCAGGAUCUCCCACUCCUUGUAUGAAACCUUAGAGGGCUUGGACAACAUCUCCACACCAAGGGCUAAUAUGAUUGGACGCAUUGGUAACUACCAGCUCUCUCCAACUGUGAACAUGCCUCAGGAUGACAUCGUGAUGAUCGAAGACGAUAGGCCGCCCUUGCUUCCUGCCCACCUCUCUGACCAAUCAUCCUCCAGUUCCCAUGAUGACAUGGGCUUCGUUGGAGAAAACCCGGUGCCCUGGAUCCACGAGCUGCCCAGUCAGAAUGAAUGCACGCUCAGCCCAGAUACAGACACUGAUGGAGCGUUCCAGAGGGAGGGCUUUGGUCGCCAGAGUAUGUCAGAAAAACGCACCAAACAGUUUGAAAAUCCUGCUGAGCUGGAUAUCAUCAGGACACGCAAGUCCAAAAGCAUGGAUCUAGGUGCUGGAGACCAAGGCAUCGGGCCCGCUCUGGGUCUGAAAAAGUCCAGCUCCCUUGAAAGCCUCCAGACGGCUGUCACUGAGGCGACACACAACGGAGAGAUAAAUGUUAACAGGCCGCGCUCGCGGAUCGUAAGGGGCCGCGGCUGCAAUGAAAGCUUCCGAGCUGCGAUUGACAAAUCAUACGAGAAACCUGGUGUCACAACAGGAGAGGAGGAAAUCAGCAUGGAUACACUGGAUGAAGACACAGAGGGAAGUUCCAGAUCAGGUCGUGAGUCCAUGUCUACCAGCGGCGACCUCAUCGUGGGCCCAGGCCUGAACGGUAGCUUCUCCAAAGAUGACAAGCUAAGAGAUCGGGAGCAAUCUGCAGGGAAGGAAAAGAAGAAACCUGAGCGAGAUAAAGACAAGGAGAAAGACAAGGACAAGAACAAAGCCAAGAAAGGCGUGCUGAAAGGCCUGGGCGACAUGUUCAGGUUCGGGAAGCACCGGAGGGACGAGCGUCCAGGAGACAGGAUGGAGAGGAAGGGCUCCAGCAAAUCUAAAGCAGAGGACAUGCAGGCGUCAGAGGAGGAGACCUUACGAAUGAGGCUGGAACAAGAGAGAAUACAGGCAAAGACAAGAGAGCUGCGGGAGAAGCAGGCAAAAGAAAGGGAGUAUGCCGAGAUCCAAGACGUUGUCAGCCGCACUUUUAGCUCUGAUGAGGAGCACACCUAUGCUGGCAUCGGAUCUUUGGAUUCAUCAGACAGCAACAGCCUCGAUCCUUACAACCACCCAUACCAUCUCCCUCAGAGUCCCCAGAGCCCGCAUCUUCCUGUCACCCUUCAGGACAACGGACCGCCCUUGGAGGCUCUGUAUGCUCAGGUCAACAAGCCCCGUAACGGACGCCCUGCUGCUCCAGACAGCAGUCAGAUGGCUCCGAGUAAUCACGACCGGAUACAACGGCUGAGGCAGGAGUUCCAGCAGGCCAGGCAGGAGGAGGACCUCGAGGACCAUCGACACACCUACGGCUUAGACCAGUCCUGGAUGAGCAACGGGACGGAGGUGCAAAGCGGCCGCCAUUCGGUGACAGUGGAGACUCAGGCACAGAAACAGCAGGAAGAGGACAGAGACAGUUUUCAACAAGCACAAAGACAGUACAGCUCUCUACCACGGCAACCCCACAAGAACCCCAGCAUAGCAUCGCAGGACUCAUGGGACAAGGUGUACCCACCAGGAGAAGGAUUCCAACCAUCCAAGGAGAACCCUCGCUACUCUGCAGGUCAGGGAUCCCGUAACGGCUACCUUGGUACGUCCAACUUCAACGCCCGUGUCCUAUUAGAGACGCAGGAGCUGCUGAGGCAGGAGCAGAGACGCAAAGAGCAGGAGGCCAACAAGGCCAGGCCUCCCCCUGUGCAGGACAACCCUGCCAGCGGCACCUACGACCACAACAGAGGCCACGCUCAGGGCCCAGGCGCUGCUGCAGUGCAGGCCCCACCUCAGACCAAGGGCCCCUACAGACAGGACGUUCCCCCGUCACCUUCUCAGCUCGCUAAGCUCAGCAGGCUCCAGGGUUCAGAGAAAGGGAGGCUCUUUUACUCCUGAGAGAGAGACAUGAACUGGAAAUUUGAACUUUUAAGAGAUAAGGACUGAUUCAAAGGAGCAUUCGCAGGAAAAGAGCGACGAGUCUGUUUUAAUAAAAUGCUACGAUACAAAGAUUUUUAUGGGACUGUUGAUAGAAAUGUUAAUAUUUAAAAAAGAAAGAUUUUUAAUGAUGAGAACUGUUAUCCUUUUUAGUUAUUUCAAAAAAAAACUAUUUGAGAUGUUUUGAUAUCCAGAAUCCUGAUAAUCUGUUUCUACAAGUGCCUGCUAGUCCAUUGAUUGUUGAACUUUUAUAAACCCCUCUCCCUCUUCAUUUUGGCCCAUAACCUUUGAUCAGAUGCACAUUCAAAACAGGAGACAUCGCAGCAGAAAGACAUCUGGACCAUCACUACAGCGCCACAUCUAACCAAAAGCACAUGACACUUCCAGUCACUACCUUUCUACCACUGGAUGCUUGUGGGAUUUAAGUAUUUUUUUGGAAUGUGCCAUUUGUGUGUGAUUAUUAUUUUCUUUUCUGGUUUUGAUGAGACUUUGGCUUAAACUGCGGACUGAGUGUAGAGUUUUUGAGCUUAUUAGGGCAUGAAUCAGUACGACAUGUAAGCCACAAUUUUAAUAUGCAUUUGUGUUUCCUGUUUUCCGCUGCUUAAAUCUAAGCAAGUGUAUUUGUCUAUUAUAAUUAUCAAAAUUAUCGAAUCACCUUAUUUUAUGUCACAUUCAUCUCAUUAGUCCAGUUAUAAACAUUAUUGCAAGGGGACUUCUGCACUAUGUCUAACUUGCAUAAAAUCAUGGUUUUGCAGUCAUACAAAAAAACUGAAAAAACUGAAACUGACCGUCAUGCAGUUUCCCUCAUGACGGUCUUGUUCUUUUUGCAAGUUAGACACUGUGCAAGAGUUUCUUUGGAAUUAAUUUUUCCUCCAUCUUAUGAAAUGACUCCGUGAUUGAGAUGCCCUCUGGAGGAUUCUGGAGCUCAACAAGAUCGCACAUUCGCUUAUCCAGCUGAUGCCCUAUACUCUGGUACAGAGAAAGCUGUUAAGUGUAGUGGCUCCACCUCUGACUUUUUCCCAGUAGAUUCUUGGGUGACGCUCUUCAGUACCUGUAUGGACUGGAUAUUGAGGGGCAGCGAACUGUGAAGUAUCAUUUGGCGAUGUCUAGAUCACUGAUCUGGACUAUACCAAUGAUGCUGUGAUCCUUGCAGGGACUGUAGUUGACCUUGUGGGGGAUUAACUUGCCAAGGAGGCUGAAGUGUAAAGAAUGCAUGUCUGUUGGGCCAAAACAAAGAUCCAGGCACUUAGGGAUGCCUUGGAUGCUGCCAUCAGAUCUCGCCUGUGAUUAGUGAGCGUGUGGAAGUUGUAGAUUAGUUGGCAGCGUAAUGAAUCGAUCUGCUGACUGCAGGGCUGAGAUCAACCACCAACUUGGACUUGUGCAUGGGACAUGGGUUCACUGUGCAAGAUAGUUAGGUGUUUGGUAUCUGAGCAUGCAGACAAAAGUCAGAGUCUUCUGUCCUUGGUCCUCCCGGUCUUACUAUACUCUUGUGAGGCCUGGAUGUUGGCUAAUGGUGAAAAAUUCUCUUUGAUGAAUUUUUGGUUAUCACUGGCAAGAUCCAUUAUACUCUCAGGAGAGCAAGGAUGGGGAGGAUCUGCUGCUUGAUACAGGAAUAGUAUCUGCACUUUUACAGGCACCUGCCAUGCUUUCCCAGGCCCUCCUCAGAUCAAAAUUUGAUCCAGGGAGGGCCUUUUUUUGAGGACGAGUAAAAUUUACUACCCUGUUUGCUUAUAUUUAAUUUUUUGCAAGCAUUUAUAAAUACUAGCAAAAAUUUUGCAACCUAAUCUGUCUCUGCAGCCUUAUAAUAGAAUAAUAGUGGUGGCAGACAGCUCUUUAUUGUGCUCACUGUCUGAGAAUGAACUGGGUAGAGAAAUACAGUAUUAGAUGCAGAUGUUUCAAUGAAAACAAUACUACAGUGGCUCUUAAACCUGUCAACAUGACAUUGUUCUUGACUUUUUCGUCCAUAAAUUCAACUUAAUUGGGAUAUUUCUACCAAGUAAGCAAUGUCCUCUCUGCCAUCUUGCUACUUUUGUUAACUAGAUUGACUCACUACAUUCUGCUCAUUCUUAUUGGUUGCUGUGAUUAUUCGUUCAAAGGCAGUCCAACACAGAAAUUCUGAGCUAUGGCUCGACUCAGGACCCUACAGGACCCCUUGAUUCUGGCCAAAGUCAAACUUAAUUUUGUCUGGUGAGUUGCCAGCUUAAAUUAAUAAGCAUAAUUUCUUUUAAGACACUAAGAAAGUAGAUAUGCUUGUAAAAGGCUUUUAUUUGGACUUACUGGGUAUAUGUGAAUUGAAUUUUGACUAAUUAGAUGCAGUUUCUCAGAUUUUGCUGUGUGGCUUCUGGUGUUUCUAAUCUAAAUUUAAACACAUUUGAGCAAACUUCCUAGGGUAAAUCAUAAAAUAAUCAUAAAUAAAUACUCUGAGGAUAAACCAUUCUAUAUACAACCAUCACACAGAGUACCAAGAGGCUGUAAAACCCAGAUAUUUUCCAUAUAAUUUUUUCCCUUUACAGUCAGUUUUUUUUUUUUUUUUUUUUUUUUUUGUUUUUGGUGAGGUAGAAGUACUUGAAUCACCAAUGUUGCCACUUAACCAUGAGCAAAGCCACAAGGAAUGUUUGUGGUGAUGCUGCCUCUCAGAAAUGUCACAAUUUGGCCUUUAAAGUCUACAUCUGGGCCUUCUGCCCUUGACCAUUAAAUAGACUGCACUGAUUCCUAACACUAUUAGCAGGAAUGCCCCACAGAGUAUGAGAGUCUGCAAGUGUGGAGAUUGGGAUUGGGCCAGUAUGCUUAUAUGAUUGUGUUAUUUUUGUGCAUAUACUGUAUGUGUGAUGAUAAUGUUGGUAGACAUGUAAAGAAAGUGUGGAGGUUAAGCAGCUUGUGUGAACUGCAGAGUCGAAGCUUGGAGUUUAGGCAUGACCACUCACCCCUCGUGCCUCCCCCUGUAUGCCCCUUAAAUUUAGGGAAAUGUCCCUUUUUGGUUUAAGAUACAGAAGUAAAACCACAGGGUGUAUCCUCCUCCCAACCCCUUCUUACAUUCAAUAUGAUAAUCCUGAAUUUCUUCUUCCUCUGGUGGCUUCUUUAUCUCCUUUCCCCCCUUUUUGUGUCAUGUGGAGGAAAACAGCUUUAGAUCUCCUUCAUUCCGACCCAGCCAGGGAAUCUGUUAGUAUAAAUCAGGUCAGGUCUGGGUUAUUAAUUAAUGUUCCUCAUUUAUAAUGAAUAGGCCUCCUUUGUGUGUGUAUAUGUUGACAUGUAUAGUGAGGAAAGAGAACCAACGACCUUGCAGGCAAGGCUCUGGCCUGGGCUUCGCCAAGGAUGAAUUGGCUGUAACCAAAGCCCGUUGGCCCCUGGGUGUCUGAGUUGUUCCUCGCUGAAUAUUUCAUCAGGGUGGUUACAUGGAAAACCACAUCGGCUCUGCAGUGGGUGGCCUUAGAGUGUGACUGCCUAUCAAACAGCAUAAUACAAUGGAGCUGAUUUUGUUUCCUUUCAUGAUCGCGCCCUUUGGUAGAAAACCCAUCUGAAGCUUUUGUGCUGUUCAAUCAAUAAUUUUUAGUACAGAUUUUAAAGUGUCCAAUUAUAGUCUAUAUGAAUGGCACUGCAGGAAAGACUGAAGGCAACUUUUCUAAGUUCAGGUUCAUUUUAAGAUGUAGAAUUAUUAAAUUGAUUAGAAAUUAUUUCAUCAUUUUAUGGGUCAUAUGAUUUUAGAAGAACCUUUAAAUUUACGCAUGCACCCCACAAAUUUUCAACUCUCUAACUCAAGUUAUUUAAAUGCUGACACUUGACUCUUUAGCGUUACAUACAGUUAAGGUUGCAUUUGUUAAGUGUUGAUCUCUAUUUGCAGUUUCUGAAUUAAAUGCAUUCAUGCACAUUAUAGUCUGGAUUUCAGCUUGAGAACAUUUUUCGAUGUAGUAUACUUUUAAUCUGAGCUCCACUGACAUUCUUUUAUUUCAGCAGGAUUUUUUGUACGCAUGACAAAUAGUCUGUGUGGACAGCGAAAAACGGGUGAAAUGUUGGCCAAGUUAAAUCACAAACCAGAGCCUAUCAACAAUAUUCUGAUGAUAGUUUAUUUAUUUGUAACCCACUUUUGGGUCCUAACCCAUCAGUUGAGAACCACUGGUUUAAGGUAUGCUGUAGCCCUGUUUUCUGCUCCUGUCACGGACAGUACUGUGCUUUAGGCAUGUUUAGGCAAAAAAUAGUGGAUCAAUUAAGGCAUAGAUGUGGCCACCUGAUGGCCCCAUUGAGCAGAAAGGAUUGACAAAACCCCUGUCUUGCUAUGGAUGUCCUUGCAUGUUACCAGGGGAAAAUAAUUAGUUGAAAAGUCCAUGAGGGCAGAGUUAAGCUGGGUAUACACUGUGCGAUUUCAAGGUAAACAUAUGACAGUCGUGGCAGAAUGUCAACUCAUGCUGUGCGACUAAAUCGCUUACAACACUCCACCAUCAUGCACGACUUAAGUGCUCACACUGUACGAGUGAAAUCGGGGCGGACUGUCCCCAGCCCUGUUGGGGGGUCCUGUGAUAAAUCCUUAGCUGUUAAGAGUUCUUGGUAUGCUUAAAACUACCAGAAAGCACAUCAUAUUAUGGGUUAGCUGAAUGUUGACUUUUUGUUUUCCUCACGAGUCCUGCAUUGUUUGGUAUUCAUUCCCCUAUAGAGCUUUCUCAUGCAAAGCAGCCUUUCUUUACACACCGUCUUUCGUUGUCGUUGGGUGUAGCAGUUGUUCUGAUUGUAUAAUAAUGCCAUUGAGGGGUUUACAUUGCUGUCAUUUAAAGCCUGAUGCAUCUUCUCAAACCUCAAAGGGAUUCAUUGUGAGAGGGAUAAUAUUGUGUGGAUUACAUAGCAUUACUUUUCACUGGUAGAACAUGAAGAGUAAGUAAGAACAGCCUGGAGAGGGGGAGGUUUAGAAAGUUAAUACAUUUUCCGACCCUACUUUUUAGGAAUGUCUUUGUCCCAGUAUUAAUGGAAUUAUUAAGAAUGUGUAUUUCAAGAAACAGUUCAUGGUUUGUAUGAGACAUGCAAUGGUUGGACUAUAGGAUUUUUUACCGUGGCUGAGUUUCUGUGGUUCCCAUGGGCACAUUAAAAAGAUAAGUGUUCCCACAUACACAGAGGUACAUUAAAUACAGUACUAGUGUGUUUGUUGAACCGCCAAUGUUCCUUUGUAUGUGUGUGUUUGUGUAGGUGGACAUGUGUUUAAGUGUCUGUGAACGCUGCCAGUGACUGGAUGCUCCAAUAUGUCUAUGAAUAUGUCUUGGCAGCAGCAUGAACCACUUGGCUGCUGAGUGGGAGAGGAGCAGAGGAGUAGGAGGGAGAGGAGAUGGGAGGCCUGACCUUGCAGAUGAUUCAGUCAAUGGAGUAAUCACAACUAUCCCUCUGAGUCUGCACUACAAACAGGAGGUUACCAACAAGACUGCUCUCGCUCCCGCUGUCUCAUCUUCCUCUUCUCUUCAUCUGUCUCCUUCAUGUGCCGUCAGUCUCAAACAUUUACAACAGAAUAAGACUGGAUUCGUCUGCCCUAAAGUGGCUGUGUGCUUGUGUUUUAGUGUGCUGCAGGUGUUUAAAGCAGCUGUUUGUCUGAUGUCUCCAUUAUUUUUUGAAUCACAUCACAGACUGGGGAGGGGUUCAAGUGCCUGCAAUAUGUAAUGAUUUUUCUCAUUAUAUGCAAAUUUGAUAAUAUCCCAUAAUGCACGUUUAUUAUUUUGUUGUGUAAUUAAUGUUUGUGUGCUACCCUUGUGACAUAUGGAUUCUUCCCAUAAAGCUAUUGUUUCGGGGAUUUCUUUUUUUAUCCUGGGAGAAAUGAGAAAAAUAUUGUUAUUGUUUCAUUGUGUUUUUAUGACCAUCCCUCAUUGUGUUUUAUUAUCCACAAUAUGGUACUACGCUGGUGAAAAAAUGACUAAUAUGUAAGCACAGUGCAAUUUUCCUUUUUACA
This is a messenger RNA of Cheilinus undulatus (humphead wrasse), 10271 nucleotides long. Its product is annotated as partitioning defective 3 homolog. Gene Ontology annotation, molecular function: protein binding; phosphatidylinositol binding. The record is from RefSeq and is a predicted model, not a curated record. Gene Ontology annotation, biological process: microtubule cytoskeleton organization; establishment of cell polarity; establishment of centrosome localization. Gene Ontology annotation, cellular component: apical plasma membrane; apical junction complex; cell cortex. Lineage: Eukaryota; Metazoa; Chordata; Actinopteri; Labriformes; Labridae. The coding region runs from base 173 to 4315 and encodes 1380 amino acids. The transcript is spliced from 24 exons.